CAUUCAACUUACCGCAAUUAAAAUAUUAUGAUCUGUUUCCUGCACAUAGUCAGCAGACCACAGCAAUUAGAUUGCACACAAAGCCGGCCUCAACUACAAAUUAGAUUAUUCACCGUCAGUCCGAAUUUAUGGACGUAUUACAACAAACCCGUGCUUUUCUGUCCAUGAACUUUGUCAUAAUUUGUAAUAAAGUUUAUAAAAUACUAAUCUCAAGUUAAUGGACGUUAGCCCGCAUUGAACGAUGGGAACUCUUUCCGAUUCCGUAUUUGGCAAUAGUUUGAUCCUUGGCCGUAUAUUUUCUCAAAUGAGGGUUGCAGAGCUUAAAACAUGUCGCCAAAUAAAUAAAUUCUUCCACUGCUUGGCAACACCUUAUCUCACUGCUCGUGCCAAAGUUACCGUCAGCGUGUGCAGAUUCAACAUGUACAAAAUAUCUUAUCAAACAUGGGAAGACUACUUCAGCCAGAGGUUGAUAACCUUGAAAUCUGUCCCCAUUGCAAAUCUCUUCGUUCAACUUCGACAUUUUCAUUCUCCUUUAACCUCAAGGAUUGAUACAAUCAAGAUGAUCACAAGGUCCAGCAGUCACAUAACUUGGCUACAACUUGACGUAGAGUUUCGAGAUUGUUCUGAUUAUGAAGGCUUUUGCGGGUGCAUUUUCAACAAUAAUGUUAACCACAACAUUUCUCAGUUGAAAAUAAAUUUCAAAAUACAUCGAAGUAGGAUCACUGUUCCCAUUGGGAGGUUAAAACUAAUCGCUUUGUGUGACUCUGUAAAGGAACUCGAGCUAAUUAAUUUUCCAUGCGAGAAUGAGUGGGAUGAUGUUUGUGACAGUAAAAACGUGCAUGAUUUUCUGCAAACUUUCCCAAACUUAAGAAAAUUAGUGAUAACUUAUUCCCCAAGUUUGGUAAGGGGAGUUCUUUGUGUGAUAAAGGAAGGAUUGGAUAUGCUGCCUAAGCUGGAGUCGCUGGAGAUUUGUCUGGAAAAAGAAUCGAUUCCAGCAAGUCUUAAAAUUCUCAACUUGCUACAUGAAGUAUUACCCCGAUUGAAACUUAAAGAGUUGAAAAUUGUGGAUGUACCAGAUUUUAAAAACGCUGAUGGAUUAAAUAAUGCUUUAUUUUCCGACAUAAAACUCUUAAGAGCUCCAAAACUUGACAGAAUACGUUAGUUCAAGGUUAACAAAUGUACAUAUGCAUUUUGAAAAAUAAAACCAAAAAAUAGCAAUACA
Molecule: messenger RNA, 1222 nt
Organism: Folsomia candida
Lineage: Eukaryota; Metazoa; Arthropoda; Collembola; Entomobryomorpha; Isotomidae
Exons: 3
Coding region: 242-1162 (306 amino acids)
Source: RefSeq, a predicted model, not a curated record